AAUUAGACAACUUGUUAUCUACAAAGACCCCUAGAUCCUUCUCAUUUAAGGAAACUCCCCAUGACUAUAAAGUUAUAGUUCUGGGGGUUCUGGGCCAUGGAGGAGUAGGGGACAAUUUUACCAUGGUUGAUAUUUGCACUAUAUUGAGUAAUACAAUCCCCUAAAAAGAAGGGAGUGCUCUCACUACUUACACAGAAUUAAUUACUGGUCUAGAUGUAUAAGUAAAUAUGCUUACUACUAACAGGAGCUUAUUAAGUUAGAAACCGUGUUGGUAAUAAAGGGAAUCAGCUGUUGUUAGAUUUAGUUGGUGAUGUCAUUAGAGGAUUGAAAAUUAGCCAGUCACUAGCAAUACCCACCCCUCUCCCCCUCUCUGAUGACAUCACAGAUGAUGAUAAAGCCUAGAGGAAGCAGACUAUGCUUGAUAAAGCCUGGUGAGAACAGGCUGUGGGUUAUAAAGCCUGGAGGAUACAGGCUACUCUGGAUAAAGUGCAUGCGAAGGUUGUUGAGAUACUUCUUCAAGUCAAUCUAGUGCAAUCCCACUUCCCAAUCAUCUAUACCCUAUGUAUAAAAUGCUGAAACAAAACCUUUCUAUUAUCCCCAUGAAUAAACAAAUUCAAAGAGAGGAUGGAUUUUGGUGACACUGAGAGAAGUUAUGGGACUGGCUUCCAUGGUGACAGUACUGUGCAGUGUUAGCAUGCAGAAUCGGCAGGCCUUUUCAGGUUUAUUGGUACAAUAGCUCGUUACAGACAAAGCAAAGGGGGUUGAGAGAAAUGCAAAGAGAAAAACAGCUUGUAUUUAAAAAAGCCAGCUGAUGCGACAAGACAGAUACACAGAUGGAGAAGUAAAACGAAACCUUAAAGAAACUCUAUCACACAGGUACCCAAUAUGAACUGAGAAGAGAAAAGACCAGAAAGAGGAACCAAGUGCAGACAUUAGAGGUGAACAAAGGAGAAGGUGUAAAAGGGUAAAGACUACAAAGACUUGAACAAUUGCCAAGUCGACAGAGGGCUUGAUCUUGAUUGUCCAUUCCAAGGAUAUACCUUACAAGACUGAUCAGGUGAGAAAUGGAGAUUGGACAAGAUUCAGUUAGUCCACAUUGGACCUUCCCAAAACCAAAGUCAAAUCGUCAAAGAAGCAAAAGUGGAGCAAUGAGACGUCUUCCAGAGACCCCCAUGAAACCCACUGGAAGUCAACAAGCUCAGAGGCCUUGGGCCCAAAGUAAGAAUGAAACUCAAGAUAAAGGCAAACCCAGAAGUCGCACAGGGUUGGGUGCUAAAGAGCCACGAACCAUGGACUCAGCACUAGGUCUACAGCCAAGAAGAAUGAUUUCUGCUGAAGAGGUAUCAAUGGUCAUUAAAUCUGUCCUUGAGAAACAACUCCAAGAUGCGGAGUAUGAUGCCUCAGGGAGCCACCAACGAGCUCUGGAGCUGGCACAGCUUGUUAAGGAGGCAGUGAAGGCGCUGGGAUAUGAACGAUACAAGCUUGUUUGUUAUAUUGUCCUGGGCCCAGUAUCUCAAGGAGAUCUUUGCUGUUGUAGCAGGAGUGUCUGGAAUCCCACAUCAGACACGUAUGCAGAGUAUGUGUUCAGGAAUCAGUCUAUAUUUGCACUCUGUGUUGUGUAUGCUGGGUACUGUGAGUGACACCUGCAGGCCAAAAUGUUUCUGUAUAUCAUUUGCUGCAUCUACCUUUUUUCUUUUUACAUAUUAGGUAGAUGUGCAAGCUAUCAUGCAAGCAUAUCAUAAUAUUGCAGCAUUAUCAGCUGAGUCUCCAAGUCCUUUGAUUUUAUUAAUGUCUUAUCUACACCUUGUACUUUCCAGCAUCGGUCAGCUGAUCUAUUCUCUUCCCCCCGUCCCAUCCAGCUAAAAACUAAUGGCACUAAUUUGCCCAGGGGCAGUAACCCAUAGCAACUAAUCAGCAGAAAACAUUUACUGGUUACCUGUUUAAAAGAAAACAUCUUGUGGGUUGUUAUGGGUUACUGCUCCUGGGCAAAGUCCCCAAAACAGUAUAAAAUACAGUAUCUUGUGGAUCUGAAAAGAACACUUCCAGCUUUCCUCAAUAGUGGCACCUUGUGGUGAGAAUGCAAAUUGCCUAACUAAAUGUCUAAAGAAUGUUUGCUUUGUCAAUUUGGUUUAACAUGUAUGACGUCAUGUUUGGCGCCAUUUUUUGAAAUGGGAAGGGCUUAGUGUAUAAGUAUGCACUGAAACACUUCUAUCCUUGAUAAAGGCUCGAAUAUGGGCCGAAACAUUGGAUGCAUAUAUAUUAUUUUUAACCCUGUAAUUGUUGUGAGUAACUGCCAGUAUUCCAACUGAAAUGAUGCAUUGUUACAAAUAUCAAUUAAAAAAGGAAAGUUAAGGAUUACUGCUGGGUUAGUCUGUUAUAAAAGAAUGAAAACAGUGAUGCCUUUGUCUGUGCUACCUGCUGAUUAGGAUUUGUUCUCCAAUCAUGACUAUAUUCAGCUGGUCACGUGUCGCAUUCAUUUCAUGGGUGACAUUCCUCCCUCCUGCUCUCAGAACUGAGCUGAAGGUCUGCCCUAAACAGCGCAACGGGACAAAAACUAAUUGUACUUUUGCACAGGGGAUACAACAGAAUCCUUAUGACAAAUGUCUGGUACUGUGUUGGAUCCUAUUGAUGUCAUGUAAUUCUUGUAUAGCUCUUCAACUGGUUUUGCUUAGCAUGAAUCUCCAACCCUCUGGGGAGACAUUUUCCAACCCAUGAGGAGAUCCUGGCGUGUGGUUCUGACUCUG
This is a messenger RNA of Xenopus laevis (African clawed frog), 2744 nucleotides long. Its product is annotated as dynein light chain Tctex-type 5-A-like. Lineage: Eukaryota; Metazoa; Chordata; Amphibia; Anura; Pipidae. The record is from RefSeq and is a predicted model, not a curated record. The transcript is spliced from 2 exons. Bases 1065 to 1640 code for a protein of 191 amino acids.